Molecule: messenger RNA, 1978 nt
Organism: Schistosoma haematobium
Lineage: Eukaryota; Metazoa; Platyhelminthes; Trematoda; Strigeidida; Schistosomatidae
Exons: 9
Coding region: 38-1675 (545 amino acids)
Biological process (GO): heterophilic cell-cell adhesion; cell communication; establishment or maintenance of epithelial cell apical/basal polarity
Cellular component (GO): plasma membrane; protein-containing complex
Source: RefSeq, a predicted model, not a curated record
AUUGUAUUUCAAGUUAUACAUCAUAAGAUUUACAAAAAUGCUUUGGACUAUUCUCUUCAAUCGAUUUUGUUACAACAACAACAACAACUACUACUACUACUUUUACUAUUUCAUUGUUAUCAAUUUUUUUCUUUCUAUGUAUAUUAAUUCAAACACAGAGAUAAAUCUACCUGGUGGACGUUUUGAAAUAGAAAUUUAUUACACAAAUCUAGAAUCAACUACAAGUAGUGGAUUUUACUGUGAUUGGCAAUUACAUCGAUGUGAUGUUUAUAUAAUUGUGGGAUUGUAUGAGUUAGCUGACAAUAACUCAAGGCAAUUAAUCCAUGUGAAAACAGAGACCAUUGCGGACACUGCGGGAUUUCGCAUUAAAGUAUCUGAAAAAAUAAAUGAAAAAUUACCUGAAAAAUAUAGAUUAGAUCUUUAUGUCUACGAUGAAGAUGCUUUGGGUGAACAUGAUAUAAUUACCAUCGCUACAGGAUUGUAUCAGCCAGAAAAAACCAACGUAUUUCAAACUAUUCCAUUAAAUUACAGUCAUAUAAGUGAAUCUUUCAGCCUUAGCUCAUCAAUCAGACUAACGUGUAAUUCAAAUUAUUAUGGGAAUAAAUGUGACAUAUUCUGUUCGCCUCAUCCAUGGGCAUACGACUGUGACAAGAAUGGACGAAAAAUUUGUUUGCAUGGUAGACAUGGUGUCAACUGUGACAUUAUUGACUACUGCCAAAUACAUCCUUGCCCCAAAAAUACACGCUGUAAAAAUUUGCCGAGGGAACAUCGUCGAAAAUGCAUUUGUAAAAACUAUGAAGGUCCCGAAUGUCAUUCAGUUUACUAUUCUUGCGAAAAGUCGCCAUGUAAGAAUGGUGGUCGUUGUACACUACUACGUGAACUGAUAGAGGAUAAUGAUGCUGAAGGGUUCAUAUAUACUAAUCAAGGAACCAAUGAUGAUGACGAUGAGACUAUAUGUAUUUGCCCGGACAACUGGAGUGGACCAUUUUGUACGCAACCAGUUAUUGAUUGUAUAUCGGAAAACGAAAAGUACAGGCUUUCAACUAUGCGCUUGACAAAUCGCUUUUGUUUAAACGGUGGAGUUUGUAUCAUUCAUCCUGGUAAUUCGAGUCCACGAUGUUCCUGUCCACCAGAAUGGGAUGGAUAUUUUUGUGAAUUAAAUAAAAGUUGGUCAGCUGGUAGAAUGUUUGGAAUAGCGUUCUCUAUUAUUUUUGUGAUAUUUCUUAUUCUAGUCAUUGGAUUCUUUGUUUGGCUGUGUUAUAUGUCUAGACAUCCAAAUAUUCCACAACAUCCAGCAAUUACAUAUCUAUCAAAUUUCCCCUAUAAUAGUACUAUCAGUGAUAAUGACAGUCAUGAAAAUACACGAGUUUACAUGAAACAUGAAAAGAUAUUUGAUAUUCCAGAAAGUAAUCAUUCCCUUGUUAAAUUGAGUACAUUUGGUGAUAACGCAAAUUCACAGAUGGAUACACGUAAAAUCGAAAAUCUUUACGAAGUCCCUUAUACAACAAACACAGCAAAACAGAAUGAUGGUAAUUUUAACUCUCUAGAUCGAAAUGAAAGUCCAUUUACAACUAUUCAAAGUAUUGAUGAAAACAUUUACGUUAAUUAUAACACUUUGAUGUCCAAAGAACUAAGGAUUGGUUUAGAAGACAUUCGAAGGGUUACCGGGAGCUGAUAUAUAAAUCUACGAAUUUCUAAACUUCAGUGACAUACAUAAUGCUAAGACUCAAAAAGCUUGUACGUGAAAAGGUUCAAAUAAUUUAGUCAAUUACAUUAUAUUUCCAAAUUUUUAAAAGUGAUUCCUAUUUCCUCUCAUUUCAUUUUACCACUUUAUAUUGUUCGAUAACUAAUGUAUUCAGUAAUUUAUGUACAAUUUAUACGACCUGAUUAAGAUGUGUAUCAAGAUGUAGAUUUAGUUCAGUCAUUUUUCAUGUAAAAUAUUAUACACAUGUGGUUCGCUGUAUAUGUUUUUUAUAAA